Ictidomys tridecemlineatus (thirteen-lined ground squirrel) is the source of this 9965-nucleotide messenger RNA. The record is from RefSeq and is a predicted model, not a curated record. NCBI's taxonomy places the organism in Eukaryota, Metazoa, Chordata, Mammalia, Rodentia, Sciuridae.
GUCAACUAGCUAAGAAGCAAUGAAUGUCACAUUGAAAUUUUUGCUAAAAGUGAAGUGUGAUGAUUUACAGUAUGAAAAUGAUGCUUCAAAAAAUUUUCAAGGUUCUUUGUCUCACUGUUGGGGGCAAAAUAAGGUUUAUAUGACCAAAAAAAAAAAAUUAAAAAUGCCUGAAAGUCACAUAGUGAUUGACACAAAAAUUCAAAGCAUCUCACAGGCGGGGAUAAAGGUGUUAGGAUGACUUUUGACCUGAGGUAGCCUGCAGGCCGGUGGAAUUCAGGGGUCUGAGGCUCCCAUAGGGAUGACCCAGCAGUUUCGGCACGUGGUCCUUUUCCCAUGACAUUGUGUGUAGCUUUCAGAUUUCUGUAAUUUUUGCAAAAUCUCUGGAGAGUUUUCUGUAGGACAGCAAUACAUGUAAGUACCUAAAACAGAACCAAAUCUGAACAGAGCCUGAUCUGUUUGAAAGGUUACAUUUUGCUGAAGACUACUGACCUUGAUUUCUACAAGCUUUAAACUGUGUGAUUAGGGAGGUGGGAGAUGGUGGUGGGAGGUGAGGGAAGGGAAGAAUCACGUAGCAUGCCCCCUCCCCCGCCAUGGAUUUACCUCUGGCAUUUAUUUAAAAAGGAGUAGGGCUUUUUCAGUGCUGUCUUUACUCUAAAUCUGAUGCAGGCAGGUGGGGAGCCUAAGGUGGCUAAGGAUUGACUUUCUCCGUCAGGGCUGGGAGUGUCUGUACUCUGUCCUUCACUCUGCAGACUAGGCUGAUCCUGAAAGUGAAUUAGGAAGUGAGUUUCAAAGCCUCUCCAUCUUGGACCUCUGGGAACACAUCUAGGAGGGUAGGCCUGGGGUUAAGGUUGUGAACAAAUCUCAUAAAUGUGACGUGUGGAGUGGAGGCAUAAGAUUUAGCUUCCCUGAGGACUGGGCACCAAGGUAUGGAUGAAGGCAGGUCAUGCUGUGAACUCCCGGAGUCUUUACAAGGGACUGCAGUUCAGAGGGUGAAGGGAGGAAGGAGGGAGGAGGUUGCUGGGUCCCCUUUCCACCUCAUGUGACACUGAAAUGCUCACAUUCAAUCCCUUCUGCUGUCCCCCUCCCCCAUUCAAACAUAUCACUGCUCACCCAUGCCUAAUGCUCCCCAGUUUCCUGUUUGUUGGUAAUAGGACUUUUCUCCUUUGGAAUCACUAAUGAUAAUUUUUUUAUAUUCCAAAAAUGAUGAUAAAAGUAACACAAUGAUUAUUGUUAAUCCCUUUCCUCCCUUACUGAUUAAACAUUAAUAGUGACUUCAAUGAGGAAACUCAUUAAUAAGACACACCCACAAGCAUCUUUCCAAGGCCUCAUCUGAAUGUUCCAACAGCAAAUAAAUACCUUGGUGAUAGCAGGAGAACCACUCCAUAAUGCAGACACCCUGUGGGUGGAAGACAAGCGAUGGGUAGCAUUUGGGAAGCCAAUAAUGAUCUUGUUUUUUUUUUAUUUUAAUAUUCCAAUCACUGGAUGAAGUAGGUGCUCAAGAAAUGUUGAACAAAUGACUGUGCAUUCCAUUCCCUCCCUGUUAGCACUUACUUUCUUCCCCAAAUUUGCCCUCCCCCAAACACUGUCCCUAAUAAAUAAUCCAGCUGCAAUUACUUUCAGCCACGUUCUAUCAGAAGAAUUUGAGUAUGUGGGACUACUUAAAAAUAUCUUGACUCAUGCUGUCAAAUAAAGCCCACGUAUUAUUGAAUAUGAUGCAUACAUUAAAAGAAUGAGGUAAUGACUGUCUGAAGGACCUAACUUUGUGGGUAGCAAUAUUCUGAUUAGUAAAAAGGAACUUCUCGGAAACACCAGCUUUUGCCCACUCACACACACAACUUCCCUCCUUCUGACAUUUGGAAAAAAUAACUUUCUCUGUCUUUGAACUCAAAACACUGAUUAUCAUAGUUGUGUGGGAAUUUAGAAACCAUAUAAUCCAAUUCUCUCAUUUAAUAAAUAAGGAUAUUAAGAUUGGAGUAGCUUAAUAAUUAACUCAAGAUCUCACUUCUAGUUAGAAUUACUAGAGCCAAAGGACAAUGACCAGUAUCUCAGACUGGUGACACUUCUCCCACAGGGUACUGAGUAUUUUUGAGGGAUAUCAGGGAUGAAUAUUCACCAGAUCUAUGGAAGCAACCUAUUAUGGUUAUUAGGAGUAGGCACAAAUAAAAGAGAAUGAAUGAAAUAGAACUAUUUAUAUAUAAUAACUUGGAAACACCUCCAGAGACUAUUGAAUGAAGAAAGCAGCUGCAAAACAGUGCACAGGGUAGGAAUCCAUUUAUGUGAAUAAAAAUGGGGAGAGCAGAUUUUCUCCAGACGAGGUAUGGAAGGUUGGAUUCCUCCCAGAAAAGAGUGCCAGGGACCUAAGAGUGGGGAUGAUGGCCAAAGGAAAGUUUGCCCUCAUCUGCAUUGUUUGAAUAUUUGCAAGGAGAAUCCAUGUAUUAAUUGUUUAAGAAUUAAUUUCAAAGAGCAAAAUAUUAUAUAUUUUAUUUCACUCCAUGUUACUCCAAUCAAUGUUCUUACCUCUGUGGAUCAUACUUAGUCUUUUGUCUUUUUUUUUUUUAAUUUAAAUUUUUGUAUUUGUAGCCUUUUGUCUUCAUUUAGUAGAAUGUCUUGACUCAUCUCAUGGAGCCCUAGGGGUCAUGGUCAGACAUAAAUGGAAAGGAGAGGGAGAGAGUGUUUGGGGCUUAUUUUUUCAAAAACUGUUUAUUGCCCUCUCCUUCGCAUUGAUUGCCAUUUUAUACAUUGAACAUAAUAGUAAUGAAAAUGAUAAUACUUGAAUGUGUAAAUAUUAUUACUAAAAGUGUCAACAACUAAGCUCUUCUGAGCACUACUUCUACCCAGAGGGGCUCCUAAGUGCCUUCAUGCAUAUCCUUCUCAUCUAAUCUCAUGAGCACUCAGUGAGGUGAGUACUGUUAUUAUCCCCAUGGAAGAGAUGAAAAACUGAGAGUCCUCAUAAAACCAAGAAACCUUGUGGCCUUGUGACUGGCAGGUGGAGGACCCUGGAUUUGAACCGAGGCAGUUUGACUGCAGAGUCUGUGCCUGGGCUUGGGGAUGGGUAAUUCUUAUUGAAACACUGACCAGCAGUGUCUGUUGGAGGAAAGUACAGGUUGGAAAACAGGAUUUGGUCCAAACCAGAAAUCUCAGGACUUCUGAGAAUCUUUUUAUCCGAGCACCUUCCCAUUUGCUUCUUCCCUGGGCUCCUCUGAGCCUUUUCACUUAAGAUUUCAAUUGCCCUAGGUUACUAAGUCAAGCACAUAAUUCUAUCAGGCAAUGUGUAGCGAAGGGGAAAAUAUUCUCCUCUGGAGAGUGAAACCCCAUCUACUGUCAUGACAAGCCUAGCAACAAUUUCUCAGUUACCAGUUUAUUUUAUUUAAAACAAGCACAGUAAAUCAAAACAGCAAAUGUCUUUUAAAUGGGAUAAGGGUUGGUCUGCCUGGAGCCAGUGAAUAAUUCCUUUUCUAAUAUUUGAUUUGGAUGUCUGUGUUAUUCCUUAAAGGUAUUGAAAGAAUAAAGCGGCAAAUUUUGAAAUUAUUUUUAUAGCUUAUAUAGGCAGGUAGUUUUCAAGAAACUGAUCAUCUUAUGCUAAAUAACACCUUUCUCCCUGAUUCCCACCUCUGUCCAAAUUUCAGGAAUUUAUUUUACUAUUCCUCUUUUCAUGACCAAAGCAUCUCUGAUUCAUCACUGAAAGUUUGAGUAAGAAGACAGAAACUGUUAAGUAUAUACAUGUAUGCUUAGGUAUUUAUGUAUAUUAUACAUGUAUAUUUAUUUAUAUAUUCAUUUCUGUAAGUUUAUCUGUUGAUAAAAGAAAAAUUCUGAGAUAUCCUAAUUUUAAUCACAAGGGCUGGAGAAGGGAAGAGAGAAGGCAUAAGGGAAGUUAACCAGUUAACAGCUAUGGGGCAAACCACCAAAGUAUAGUUCCAUAUUCCCAAAUGUAGUUUGCACCCUUGACUUAUAUCUCCAGGCAUCAUCCACCAGGCUCCCCUGGUCAGGCUUAUCAAUGGACCUUCUGAUCUCUUAACCCCAAACAGUCUUUAAGAAAGAAACACGUCUCCUUAAGAACUGUCCCUUUCUUCUCAUUAUCCCAACCCUCUUAUCUAUAGCCAAAGUAGUCUCGAUAUAGACAAUUUAUACUUUCCUCCUCCACAUAUUCAUUAUGGAAACAUUGCUGGUUCUUAGGUCAGGCAGACAUAUUCCUAACCACUAUCCAGCCCUGCUGCUGACUGCUGCAGCACUUGUUCCAGAAUCAAGUCCUUUUCUUGCUAGCAUCUGUAAACAGCUCAAUAAAUCCUUUUGUUUCAGAGAACUCUCCAUCUUAAGAGUUUAGUUAAAUUAUCUAUCUAUCUAUCUAUCUAUCUAUCUAUCUAUACAUAUAUACAUAUAUACACACACAUAUAUAUAUCUUUAAUUGGGAAAUUUUGCAUAAUUUGGGAGCCAUUUGAUAAAGUGUAUCUAUAUGUAUAUCUAUCUAUAUAUAUGUGUGUAUAUACAUACAUAUAUAUAUGUAUAUACACAUAUAUAUACAUGUGUAUGUGUAUGUAGACACACACAGUCAUGCAUUGCUUAUGAGGGGGACAUGUUCUAAGAUAUGCUUGGUUAGGUAACCUGUCUGUCAUUGUGGAAACAGCAUACAGUAUCCUUAUACAACUAAGGUUGCUAUGACAUUACUAGGCAAUAAGAGUUUUUCAGCUGCAGUAAAAUCUUAUGGAGCUGCCAUUGUACACAUGGUCCAUGGUUGACUGAAAUGUUCAGUAAACGUGUAUAUGAUGUGCACACACAUAUAUGUGUGUUUGCAUUUUGCUCUAAUUGGAAAAAAUUUUUUUUGCUUUAACUUGGGAGCUAUUUGAUGAGCUGUUCUACAAUGCUUCUCCUGCCCCCCAGACAAUCACAUUUUUGCCUAGUGUGCUGAACUGAUUUUUUUUUCACUCCUGCUGACUCCUGCCUAGAGAAACCACCAGUAGUUUCAAAAUUGCACUAAUAUUUCCAAAUAUCUUGUUAAUAUUUUCCUUUUUGAGAGAACAACUCUGCUUUCUCCUUUUUUCUACCAUGUGGUGUAGCACAUGUGUGCAUCAAAGAUGAAGCUGAAAUGUGUCUCUCUCUUUUUUUUCUUAGCUCCUCUAUUUCUACACUUGCAAAUAUAGUAAGUGGGUCUCUUUCCCUGAGUGCCUGCUCGGUGCUCACUCUGUGCCUGGGCCCCAAGAUAGGAGGGUGAUUUAGCAGAUGUGAGCCCCACCAUCAUGGAGUUUCUGGCACACCCUGCCAGCCUGCAGGACUCUCGGCUCUGCUGAGCUCCCUGGUUACCAGGACUACAGCACUUCCACAUGGAUGAGGAGUUUUGACAAAUGUGUGGUACCCAUUCCUGCAAACAAAGCCAUUUAUUUUAGGCUGAAGCAUUUGCAGGAAAAUUUAAAUAAUUUAUCUAGAAUGUGUCAAAUUGAAUGCUUUCAUUAAAUCUUCUUGGAUUUCUUCUUUGGAACAUUUAUAAACUGAAAGCCUUAUUAUCUUAAGUUUCUCAACUUACUCUCUGCCUUUGACUGCAAACAAGAUGUAUGGACUAAACAUUCUAAGCCUGAGAGAAAUGUCUUAGGUCAUCACUGAAGUGAGUAAGGGCCCCAAGUGUCCUUUACUCAAUACUGAAUGUUUGGGACAAAGAAGAGGUUUUUUUUUGUUGUUGUUGUUUUUGUUUUUUUUGUUUUUUUUUUUUGAGCCACAGCCACUGCUAAAUGGUGCCCAUUAUAUUAUGAGUCAAGGACCUGGAGAAAUCCCCAAACCCAUUCUUUUCCAAAAUAACGUAUUUCAUGAAAAUACGUGUUCCUGAAAAUCCCAAUAAAAAAAAAAUAGAAUCCUCUUGGAAGGAAGGCCAAUCGAUCCAGGAGGACCAGCCCCAAACUUGUGCUUGCAUUGGCUUUUAGUAGGAUUCCUCUGUUUGGGGACUGGCCAGCACAGGUGACCUAGGGAUGAGACAAUGCCCUUGAUAGUCAGAACUUCAGAGGGGGAAGGAAGGAAAGGGAGAAGUGCUGGGCAGCCUUCUCCUGGAAAGUUCUGGAAAGUCAAGGCCUAAGGGAACUCUCUCUAAACAUGGAGGGGACAUGUUAUCUACUUUAUUCUGCAGAGGGUCAGCUCCUGUUUACCUCUAAGCAAUUUAUGACAUAUUUCAAAGUACAAAUACAACUUUUUCCCUUAAGAGUCUUGAUGAAUGUUUCUGCAUGUGACCAGGGUUUAAUGUGGCAAGGAUAUUUUGAAGGUGUCUCAUCCUCAUUGGGGCCCUCAGGACUGGCUGCACUUCAUGUCCCCUUCUCCCAGUGCACUGACCUACCAUCCCAGAAGGGCCCCUGCCAGAGCAUAUUGUGCUGGGCGGUCACGGGUGGCAGAAACUGCUGGCCUCUCUUUCGAUAACCCACAGGACACAUUUGCACCUCCAGCACUUUCCGCACAAAGCGGUGCGUAUAGCAACCCCCAUGUGUGGUUCAGAAGCCGUUGGCUACGCUGCUUUAUAAUUCAUCUUUCUCUUCGGCUUCUGGAGAGUCCAGUGAGAGACCAAGACCCUCCUGCUGUCUGUUCGCAUGUAGUUAUUAUGGUGGGAGAAUUGAAUGACAUUGAAAAUCCUGGAAAUGAGGAGAAGCAAACUAAAACAGCAAGCACCAAGCACAUGAAGGGAGAGACGAGUUCUUUAGGAGCAAUUUUGAUCUACCUCAUGGGCCCAAGAUUUUUGAUUUAUGUAAGCUGUGCCUUAUCGAUAUGGGGAGAUCGAAUGUGGCACUUUGCCAUGUCUGUGUUCCUGAUAGAAUUAUAUGGACAUAAUCUUCUUCUAACAGCAGUGUUUGGCUUAGUGGUGGCUGGAUCUGUACUAAUAUUUGGGGUCUUAAUUGGUGACUGGAUUGACAGGAAGCCAAGAAAUAAAGUUGCUCACGCCUCGCUCUUCAUUCAGAAUGCCUCUGUCACCGCCUGCUGUGUGCUCCUCAUGCUCCUGUUCUCCUACCGAAGGGAGAUGGAACAAAUCUGGCACGGCUGGUUCACUGUGGCCUGCUACACAGUGCUGAUCACCCUGGCAGCUGUGGCGAACCUGGCUGGCACAGCGCUGACCAUCACCAUUCAGAGGGACUGGAUCGUGAGCCUCACAGGUGGCAACGGAAGCCAGCUGGCUGGGAUGAAUGCAGCAGUCCGGCGGCUGGACCAGAUCAUCAAUAUAUUUGCUCCCCUGUCUGUGGGCCAGGUGAUGACAUGGGCAUCUCAUGUGAUCGGUUGUGGUUUCAUUCUUGGAUGGAACUUGGUUUCACUUCUUGUAGAGUUUCUAUUUCUGUCUAGGGUUUAUCAUCUAGUUCCCCAAUUGGCUGUAAAACCCCAGCAACAAACAGGGAAGCCCUUCCUAGAAAAGCGACAGGAGGCUGUGAAUGUUCAAGGUGAAAUGGACUCUUGGGAAACCACUGAUGGAUUUAUCAACAAGCCUGGAACUUCAAAAGAACCAAAAGAUUGCAAGUCUCACCUUGAAGAAGAACAGGUCACAACUAAAAGAUUUCUUCUUUGCCUUCGAAACACUCAGAGGCUGCUGCACACGUGCAGGGAGGGCUGGGAAACCUACUGCCGGCAGACCAUCUUCCUGCCUGGCCUGGGCCUGGCCUUCCUCUACAUGACCGUGCUGGGGUUUGACUGCAUCACCACAGGCUAUGCCUACACCCAAGGCAUCGGAGGGUCCCUGCUCAGCAUCCUCACGGCCCUUUCGGCUUUAUCUGGCCUGAUGGGUACAAUUCUCUUCACCUGGCUCCGGGGGCAUUAUGGCUUGGUCACCACGGGAGUCAUAUCCAGCUGGCUCCACGUAGGUUGUCUAACGCUCUGCGUGUUUUCUGUCUUCGCUCCUGGAAGUCCCUUUGACACGGCUGUUUCCUCACUUCCAUUGAGCAAGAACUCUUCUUCAAGUCCCGAGUUACUAAAAGAUGACCAAGAGCACAUUUACCCUUUUGAAAGAAACCUGAACCAACCCAUCCUCCCGGACCGUUCUUCCAUUCAUUGGACCAACAGCACUGUUCUGUUCGACGGGCGGCAGGACCCUGAGCAGCCAGAGUCUUACGUCUCCAUUAUCUUGCUCUUCUCUGGCGUGAUCCUGGCCAGAAUUGGGCUCUGGUCCUUUGACCUCACUGUGACCCAGCUUCUCCAGGAGAACAUUCCGGAAGCAGAGCGAGGGGCCGUCAACGGUGUGCAGUGCUCCCUGAACUAUCUUAUGGACCUCAUCCACUUCAUCCUCGUCAUGCUGGCCCCGCGGCCACAGCAGUUUGGCAUGCUAGUCUUCAUUUCCAUGCUGUUUGUAACCACAGGCCAUGUGCUGUAUUUUUUUUAUGCAAGAAAGUGUAAGAUUGAAAAUUCCCAGGUGAAUGAGACAAUGAAGAAGGGCACUUGGACACCUUUAAGCUGAGAGGUAGGCAGUACUUCCCAGAGCAACUCUGGCCCCAUCUCCACUGAGUGUGUCCACUGACUUCCCUCAUGGCUACCAUGUCUGCCUGUGCCACUGCUACACUCCAGAGCAACAGUGUCAUCACCUCUUGCCAACAGCACCAUCUGCUUACGUGUGUCUUGGCCCUGGUGGUACCAUCAGCGCAGGAAAGGGGGAUGACUCCAAGUCAGAGAUCCGCCCCCCCCGCCCCAGACAACUUGAAGAGGCUUGUUUUAAUUUUGCCAGUAUAGUAACUCAGUGUUUUAUUGUUCUUUGGGAUGUAAAAUGAGUCAGAAUCUUCUGGUCGGUGUUAAAAUUAGAGAGGUGGAGAGUGGUCAGUAAUGUCUGGUUUAAUUCUUCAGUGUGAGUUUACUUUUUUUGUUCUUCUGCUAGUUGGUGACUGUUCUUUGAUUGAGCUGAAUACUCCUAGUGAGGACUGAAGCUUUUAUUGGAGAAACAGAUCAUGAGAAUAAUCUGGGUGUGGCUUAUGGACUCUGCAGCCAGACCACAGAUACAGUGGUCCUUUGGCGAGUGUGGACAAGCUUUGCCUCAUGAACACUCUAAGAACAUGCUUGUUUGUGAUGAGCAAAUGGGGAGUUGCUGGUCACUUAUGAACAAUUAACACUAAAACUAGUUUUAUAUGUUGACUUAAGACUAAUAAUCAAUUAUUAUUUUAUAAGUGCUGUGAUGUGUAAGUUUCACCUGGAAGUGAAAAAUCAGUGGUGCUAGCAAUAAAGUCCCCUUAAGACCCAUGGUCUAGAGAAGCUUUCUAUGUCAUAUUUUGGAAACAGCCAAUAGCAUACUCAGGAACACCUUAGCAGGUAGGUCUUGAAGAAAUGACAUUCUUUUCUUUUCUUUCUUUCUUUCUUAUUUUUAUGUGGUGCUGAGGAUGAGACUCAGUGCCUCACUUAUGAUAGGCAAGUUCUCUACCACUGAGCUUCAACCCUAGCCCCAGAAAUGACAUUUUCUAAGACAGUGAUUCCCAGUUUUGUACUAUGGACACUCUGGGUCAACAUUCUUUGUUGCAGGGGCAGUCCUUUGCAUUGUAGCAUACUUUGUAGCAUCUCUGGUCUCUACCCACUAGAUGCUGGUGGCAUAGCCCCAUCAACCUAGUUGUGACAAUCAAGAGUCUUCAGACACUAACAAAUGUCCCCUAAUUAAGAACCAUUAUUUAAGAGAAAUGUGAAAACUACAGGAGGAAUUCACUUAUUAUUAAAAAUAAAAUGACAGAGGCUGGGAGAGCAGUGGUAGAGCACUCGCCUAGCAUGUGUGAGGGCCUGGAUUUCAUCCUCAGCACUUCACAGAAAGAAACAAAAUGACAAAAAGUCAUUAUUAGUAGCAAUAAAACGACACUCUGGGAUUUUACAUGGAUCUGCUUUUUUAGAGCAAACAGUCAAGUGAAAACAAGGGAAGGAGAGAAUUCUGUGGAACAUUUUGCCUAACAUAGGGUAGUUUCAAAAAAGAGUACUUUAUACAAAUUCUAGUGAUAUUUGUGAUGCCACCUCCUCCAAUCUCUCCCCUUCCAUUACUACUACUACUCUACUAC